Molecule: messenger RNA, 1423 nt
Organism: Phragmites australis (common reed)
Lineage: Eukaryota; Viridiplantae; Streptophyta; Magnoliopsida; Poales; Poaceae
Product: protein Dr1 homolog
Exons: 5
Coding region: 237-1067 (276 amino acids)
Molecular function (GO): protein heterodimerization activity
Source: RefSeq, a predicted model, not a curated record
AUCCGCGUAAUAUCGAGCAGUCCCAGGGGACCAGCAGCAAAAAUAGCGCUUUAUUUUUUCCCUUUCUAUUCCUCUCCCCUCCUCCCCUCGUCGUCGUCUCCCCCUCGCUGCCCCCGUAACCCUAGCUCCCCGAUUCCACACUGGUCGAGUCGGAUUCUCCCCAAAUUCGCUCGUGGGGAGCCCUGAUUCCCCUCGCUCCUAUCUUCUCCUGCGCGGAUUCGGUGACGCGACUGGAGAUGGAUCCGAUGGACAUCGUGGGCAAGUCCAAAGAAGACGUCUCCCUCCCCAAAUCAACAAUGUUUAAGAUCAUCAAGGAGAUGCUUCCUCCUGAUGUUCGAGUGGCAAGAGAUGCACAGGAUCUUCUUGUUGAAUGCUGUGUAGAGUUCAUCAAUCUCCUGUCUUCUGAAUCCAAUGAAGUGUGCAGCCGAGAAGAGAAGAAAACUAUUGCUCCUGAGCAUGUUCUCAAGGCUCUAAGUGAUCUUGGCUUCAGAGAGUACAUUGACGAGGUUUAUGCUGCAUAUGAACAGCAUAAACUUGAUACUCUGGACUCUCCAAAAGCUGGCAAGUUCACUGGCAUAGAGAUGACAGAGGAAGAAGCUGUUGCUGAGCAACAAAGGAUGUUUGCUGAGGCUCGAGCAAGGAUGAAUAAUGGAGCCCCCAAGCCAAAGGAGCCAGAACAAGAGCCGCAGCAGCAACCGCAACAGCCCCCUCAACCUCAACCGCAACCGCAGCUGCAUACUCAACCACAACAACCCAUGCAACCUCAACUGCAGCUGCAUCCGCAACCACAGCAACCCCUCCCACCUCAACUGCAGCUGCACCCGCAACCACAGCAACCCCUCCCACCUCAACUGCAGCUGCACCCGCAACCACAACAGCCCCCACAACUCCAGCUGCAUCCUUUACAAGAGCAGCCCCCGCAGCCUCAAACUCAGCUGCAUCUGCAACCACAGCAGCCCCCACAACUCCAGCUGCAACCUCAGCAGCCCCCACAGAUCCAGCUGCAACCUCAGCUACAAGCUCAGCCGCAGCCACAGGCGCAAACUGGACAUGGCGUGGACAGUUAAAGAUUCAGUGCUAUGUAGCCUCAGUAUAAGCAAAAACAGGGUACUUUUGCUGCCAUUUACUAGGAAACUAUAUGCCUGCCAUGACUUGUUAGAUCCUGCUUUAGGUUUCCAUGCUUCAUGUACAAUGUAAAUCCAGUGUGAUUGCAGUUACCUUGUUCCUAAUAAUCUGAAGCCUUUAGUUACUGAUGAUGUACUUACUGUGCUGAAUACCAGACUCCUGACAAUCUCUGUAGUCUCAUGGCACAUUGGCACCGUGCGUGCCGUGCCAAAAGAUAUUCCGUCGUCAUUGUAAUAGCCUAACUUGACAUUUGUCCAUGGUGAUAGUGACUGAUUAGAAUCAGCUAUUGGUUUCUAUA